AUGCAGAAAAUCGAAGUGACGGCUGCAGGGGUGAGUAGGGGCCUUUUAGCUUAAUCUCCUUCCUCACUGCCAAGAUUGUGGUUUAUUUCACAGCAAAAAUCAUCAUUGGCGUCAGUUGGUAAGCCUCUCCCUUCCAUCAGACCUCACAUGCUUGCACAUAUGCUGGUGCAGUCGCCUUCCGUUCGCGGCUUCACACAAGCAGCAGGAUCGCAGCCGCAUCAGCCACAAGCCCAGAUGGUGGCUCCACAUGUUCCGAGUGGCUCUUGCGCUUGAAGUGACAAGAAGAGACCCACAAGCGGCGUGAACUGUCAUCUGCAAGCGGCGGUGCGUGCAGGAAACACCGCGAGCGGCUUAAUGUGAAAGCAGCCCGGUUGCUAGUUUAUAAAGCUGGCAGGUGGGAGGCAUGAGGUCCCUGUCCCCAUCAGGGCCCUCGGCCUUACGGCCAUCAGGGGGGCCUCUGCUUCUGCUAACAACCUUGAAGAGCUUAAUAUUGAAAUGAUGGAUGAUAUUCCCAAUAUAAUCUUAUAUUCACCAUUGCCACAAAGAGUUAGGCAUGAUUCCACCUCCAAGAUUGCUGUUAUUGCAACAUGUUUUGAAGACCAUGCCAGAUCCAAGAUGGCUGCUUCAGCUCAACCGGCAAUUUCCACCACCAAGAUGGCCGCUGCCACCUCUAAUAUGGCUACCACUCUUAAAGUUGCAGCAUAUUAUCAGACUAUGCCAGUUGAACUGGCUACAGGUUUGCCUGCAUCAGUUGACAUGCUGAUAAAUCUUAUUCAAAAUCUUAGAGUGGAAUUUAGGAACGAUUUUAAAAAGGAGUUUGACACAAUAUAUAGUUUUAUGACAGACAUAAAUUUACGCACGAAAGAUGUGGAAAUCCGAAUGACCUCCCAAGAACAAUCUCAUCUGGAAUUAUUAGAGAAGGUAAAUGAUCUUCAAAAACAGGUGAACCAGCAAGCAGAAAAAUCAGCUGGUGCGGAAGAUAGGAGCAGAAGAAACAACCUGCGGAUCAGGGGGAUCCCUGAUAACAUCGACAUGGCGGAAUUACCUAAUUAUUUUCAGAACAUGGUAAGGGCAGUUAAGCCAUCUGUUACCAAUUCGGACUUGAUUUUGGACUGCAUUCACAUGUUGCCUAAAAAUAACAGCGCACCUCUAGCUGCACCUAAAGAUGUAAUAGUAUGUAUUCAUUACAAUCAUAUAAAGGAGGAAUUACUGGGUGCAGUUUGCACAUCUGAAUUAUUUGGUGACUACAAAAAUAUGAAGAUCUUUCUGGACUCUUCUGCACACACCAUGAGACGACGCAGGGAAUUUCAACCUUUCACGUCAGAAUUGUGUCGCAGAGGAAUCAGAUACAGAUGGGGAUUCCCUGUAAAGGUUCUCUUUUACAUGGAUGGUCAGAAAUGUGUUGUCUUAUCACCAGACGAGGGGAUCAAAGUUCUUAACUCCAUGAGCAGACGACAGGUGCUCUCAGCUCACACACUUUCACCUUCAACUCCAGAGCAGCCCAAUUGGAGAAGUAAGCUUGAUUCUCCGCAUUGA
This is a messenger RNA of Pelobates cultripes (western spadefoot toad), 1536 nucleotides long. The record is from the annotation of a GenBank genome assembly. Lineage: Eukaryota; Metazoa; Chordata; Amphibia; Anura; Pelobatidae.